This is a messenger RNA of Prorocentrum cordatum, 2497 nucleotides long. Lineage: Eukaryota; Dinophyceae; Prorocentrales; Prorocentraceae. The record is from the annotation of a GenBank genome assembly.
AUGUGGCGCGCGCGCGCGCCGCAGCGGGUCAUCACCAAGGCUAGACAGGAGGAGAAGAAACUCAAAGCCGCCGACAACCCGAAGGGGCAGCCUCCUUCGCGCAGCGGUGGCAACGGCGGAGGCAGGCUUGAUUCGUCACAGCUGGCGCCAUGGGCCUCGUCGAAGCUUGAGAAGGAGUUGGUGGCGCUGCGCAAGCAGGUCCAGCAGCUCAAUAUGGAGAAGAACAAGGACCCUGCCCCACCUCAGGCAGCCCCCACUGGCGUGUCUGACGCGGCCAUGGAGGUUGAUGAAGGCUCGGCAGGGGCCAAGGACACGACGGCGACGGCGUUGCAGCGGAGUGCUAUUCAGAACAAGAUCGGCCACUACGAGCUGUUCGUCAAGUCCCUCGCCCUCUACGAAGACAGUGAAGCUGAGCAGCUACAGACGGCCAAGAAGCAGCUGGGAGUGCUUCGAGUACAGCUACGUGAGCUACGUCCGCCGUCCACGGCACACAAGGUCGCAACGCAGAAGCUCGAGCGCUGCCGUACCCAGCUCGAUCGCUACCGCACCGAGGCUGCUGACCGACGCGAGAAGAUCGCUAAGUUACAAGAGGAGUUGGACACGAAAGAGGCCGCCAUCGUUCAGAAGGAGGCUGGGAUUGUCCAGCUCACCAUGGAGGUGCGCACCUGUGCCGAGGCGCUGUCGAAGCAGCGCGGCGAGCCCGUCACGGCGGCGACGAACCCUGCGUCCGCCCCCGUGCUCUCGCCCGACUUCUUGCAAGUGGAUAUGCCCGAGCCUGAAGGCCAGCCUGACCUCAAGCUCUUCUACCAGCAGUUCACCACUGACCCAAGGUUCAGCUCGCUCCAGCAGAUGCUGGCCAAGCACGUCAAGGUCAGCAUGGUCCCGCAGCAGCCGUCUCUUGUUCAGCCUGCUGGUGGCACUGAUGAUGAUCAUGAGUUGGGUGACAAGGCUGACGUCGUCAAGCGCGGAGCCGAGCCCACACUCGGCAUGGAUGACGUUCGAAAGAUGUACGAGGAGUUCAAGAAGGCAGGCACUGUCACAGCGCGGGGUGUGCCUAACCACCAGCCCCGCGUGAGCGGGCUGCGGCUGCGACGAGGCGAGCUUCUACGUGAUGGUGCGCCGCUGAGCUCCCAGCAGUCGCACUUGCUCGAGACCUUGAAUGCCAAUCAGGGAAAACCCACUCUGAAGCGACGGCUUGAACGGACGCAGGCGCUGGUGGUGCUAGUUCAGGAGACUGGAUAUCAUGGGUAUGAAGUUGAGGAGCUUCAAUCUUGGGCAGGUGCCCGUGGCUGGCAAGUGAUCACCGUUGCAGGCAGUCCGACCGAAGACUACCUGCCUUCCGCUGGCGUGGCGGUCUUCGCUCGCAGCGAGGUCGGGCUGCGCUGGCCUGACGGCUACAGCUCGUCGAUGUUGGUGCCGCAGCGUGCCCAGCACGUCAUUGUUGAUUUACCUGGAUGGGAGCUCAUGCAUAUCUUCAAUAUCUAUGUGCAUACGGCUGAGGGCAUGACGGUGCGCAAUGCGCGUAUCCUGUGCUCUGUAGGCGAAGCCAUGUUUCGCAUUCUCGCCCCGUGCAUCAUCGGCGGCGACUGGAACAUGCCUGCCAGUGAGGUGGAGGACUCCACUUUCCCAGCCAACGCGCAAGUCAACUUGGUAGUUCCGACGGCUAUCACAUGCCGCACUGCCCGCUCGUGUUCCACGUUAGAUUUCUUUGCGUUGAGUUCUGCAGCGAUGCGUUCGCUCAAAUGUGUUUCAGCAGAGAUGGCGUGGUCAAUCAAGCCUCAUCGACAUGUUCAGUUGCAGCUUGCAGUUGAUGGGCAGUCUCUGCAGUACCUUGCUUACGGCAUGGCGCCUAAGAUCCCUGGCGUGCAGGUUCACGGGCCACACUGCGAAGACUCGUCCUGGGCCACUGAGGCGUCCUAUGCUGAGCAUGCGGUGGAGUUGGCCAAGUGGGUGGAGGUCAGCUAUGAGGCCAAGGAUCCCGAAGGUGUUCAAGCCCGCGCCGAGGGCUGGCGGUGGCUUCACAAUGCUAUCACCUACAUCAUCCAGCUGGGCGAGGGCGCCUCUGCCAGGCAGGAUGGCAGUCUCGAUCCGAACCCUGGCGGCGAUACGGCGCCGUUGCUGGAUGCAGCUUGUCUAAACUCGGCGCCUGGUGUGCACAGACAGCGUGAUGGCUCCUCCGCCAGCCAGCUGGCGCGAGAGAUCGAGUCUUUCCAGGCGCUGGUCUACGUCGACCAGGGGCUCAACCACAGGCCCGACGCCACCGUGGAGCAAGCCCGCAGGCUCGCCUCCUACGCGCCGCUUCGCAUUGACAACCUGCGCGAGCUGCUGGCCGACAUCGAGGAGGACCUCCAGGCCGUCCACCAGGAGGCAGGCCGAGACAGCAGCAGUCGCUGGAAGGCGUGGUGUGACCAAGCUAGUGCUGGCGGUGCUCGUGGCCUCCACCGCGUCACCAAGGUCAAGGAUGCGCAGCAGCCGACUGUUGUUCACAGAGCCCGAG